GCAUGCCGCACUACCCGCCCAUGGGCAUGCACCCUAUGGGUCAAAGACCGCCUAAUAUGCCACCCGUCCCGCAUGGGAUGAUGCCUCAGAUGAUGCCUCCCAUGGGAGGACCCCCAAUGGGCCAGAUGCCUGGGAUGAUGCAGUCAGUAAUGCCUGGAAUGAUGAUGUCUCACAUGUCCCAAGCUGCUAUGCAGCCUACGGUUCCGCCAGGAGUGACCAGUAUGGAUGCACAAGUAGGUGUAACACCACCUGGAACUCAAACCUCUGUUUUGUUUCACCCUCAGACAACACAUCCUGUAGUUUGUGCAGCCCAGCAAACCACCACGACCAACAGUUCUGUUAGUGAGGAACAUUCUAAACAGAAAUCUACGUGGACAGAGCACAAAUCACCUGAUGGAAGAACAUACUACUACAAUACUGAAACAAAACAGUCCACGUGGGAGAAGCCAGAUGAUCUCAAAACGCCUGCUGAGCAAUUGUUGUCCAAGUGUCCCUGGAAAGAGUACAAAUCUGAUUCUGGAAAGCCCUAUUAUUAUAAUUCCCAAACAAAGGAAUCACGCUGGGCGAAGCCCAAAGAACUUGAGGAUCUUGAAGCAAUGAUAAAAGCUGAAGAAAACAGCAUCAAGCCUGAAGACUCCGCUCCAGCAACAGCAGCUUACUCUGUAAUUUUUAUUUAUAGUGCUGCUUCAAAGAAAGAGGAUGAAGAUGCCCAACCAGUUAAAAAAACCUAUACAUGGAAUACAAAGGAAGAAGCAAAACAAGCAUUUAAAGAACUGUUAAAGGAAAAGCGGGUACCAUCCAAUGCUUCAUGGGAGCAAGCUAUGAAAAUGAUCAUUAAUGAUCCUAGAUACAGUGCUUUGGCAAAGUUAAGUGAAAAAAAGCAAGCCUUUAAUGCUUACAAAGUUCAAACAGAAAAAGAAGAAAAGGAAGAAGCAAGAUCAAAAUAUAAAGAAGCUAAAGAAUCUUUCCAGCGUUUUCUUGAAAAUCAUGAAAAGAUGACGUCCACAACAAGAUACAA
Molecule: messenger RNA, 1018 nt
Organism: Tinamus guttatus (white-throated tinamou)
Lineage: Eukaryota; Metazoa; Chordata; Aves; Tinamiformes; Tinamidae
Source: RefSeq, a predicted model, not a curated record